This is a messenger RNA of Penicillium daleae, 1548 nucleotides long. RefSeq names its product Major facilitator superfamily domaingeneral substrate transporter. Gene Ontology annotation, biological process: transmembrane transport. Gene Ontology annotation, cellular component: membrane. NCBI's taxonomy places the organism in Eukaryota, Fungi, Ascomycota, Eurotiomycetes, Eurotiales, Aspergillaceae. The transcript has a single exon. Gene Ontology annotation, molecular function: transmembrane transporter activity. The coding region runs from base 1 to 1548 and encodes 515 amino acids. The record is from RefSeq and is a predicted model, not a curated record.
AUGUCGGACGACAAAGGUGCUACUUUGCCCGAUGCCCAGCUGGCCCCAGAGCACGAAAGCUACAAAACUGGAGAUAUCAUCGAACCACGAAGCCGAGACGGUGGCAAAGAUGUUGCUGCGCUGUUCCUCGCCCAGUUAGAUCCAGCCAUCGCAGCCGAGCCCAUCUCCAAGCACGAAGCCCGACGCGUGUUAUGGAAGAUCGAUCUGAUUCUCAUCCCCCUCAUCAUGGUGACGGUAGUUCUGGCUGCCAUUGAUAAAGUCAUCAUUUCCAAUGCUGCCAUCUAUGGGAUGAAAAAGGAUACUCAUUUGAAGGGCAAUCAGUACUCAUGGGUGGGCUCGAUCUUCUAUUUCGGCUACCUCGCGUUCGAAUACCCUGCCGCCCUUCUCAUUCAACGGCUUCCAGUCGCCAAACUCUACGCGGGAAUGGUAGCAGGAUGGGCGGUCAUGAUGCUCUGUACAGCUGCAACACACAACUUUGCCGGUUUGGCGACCGUGCGGUUCCUCAUGGGUAUGCUGGAAGCCUCUGUGUUUCCCAUCUCGAGUAUCUUGACUGUGAUGUGGUGGAAGACAAGCGAGCAGCCACUCCGAGUCGCCUUCUGGUUUAACCAGCUAUCGUCUGUGUUUUCUGGUCUUGUCAGUUACGGCAUUGGCCAGACGAACACGGCUCUGGCCCCUUGGCGGCUCCUUUUUCUGGUACUGGGAGGAUUUUCCCUCUUCUGGGCAGUCGUUUUGUACUUUUUCUUGCCCGACUCUCCAGUGCAAUGCUGGUACUUCUCUGAUCGCGAGAAGUUUGUUUGCCUUGAGCGUGUUAAGGAUAACAACACUGGCAUGGAAGACAAAACCAUCAAGUGGUAUCAAGUGCGCGAAUGUCUCCUUGAUCCCAAGACGUGGUUACUGGCAUUGUUCUCGUUGGCACAGAACAUUCCGAACGGCGGUUUGGUCACCUUCUCAGCAAUUAUCGUGACGGGACUGGGAUAUUCGCCACUGGUCACUACUGUGCUUGGAAUUCCAACGGGCGUGCUUGCAACAGUCUGGCAAAUCAUACUUGGAUUCAUCGCUGCCAAUGUGAAAAAUUCUCGGUGCGCUAUCAUUGCCACUGCUAACCUGGUGCCCAUGAUAUGUGCCAUUCUCAUGUGGAAGUUACCACGUGAGAACCAGCAUGGACUUUUAGCUGCAUACUACGUCUUCUAUACUUACUGGGCUCCCUACGUCCUGUCUACCUCGCUCCCGAUGGCCAACACGAGCGGUCACUCCAAGAAACUGACCAUGAACGCCAUCUUCUUCCUGGCUUAUUGCACGGGAAACAUCAUUGGCCCGCAGGUAUUCCGGUCUGAUGAUGCUCCGUCUUAUUCGAGGGGAUACGAAGGUCUUCUCGGAUGUCUCGUUGUGGCCAUAGCCUCUAUCAUUGCCUACGGAGUUCUUUGUCGUUGGGAGAACCACCGCCGUGAUCAGAAGGAGGGUCCACAAUUGGAUGCGGAGCCCUCUGAGGCGGCUGCAUUUUCGGAUUUGACAGACCACGAGAAGCGAGCGUUCAGAUAUACAUAUUAG